AUGAAUGAUAGUGGUUUAUUGAGAUUUUCAUUUUUAAAUUUCUAUAAAUCAAACUUCGAUGAAAAUACACUUGAUGAUGAUGUUUUAGCUGAACGUCAUCGAAUUUUAAAUUUAAAUCAUUUACAAAAAACUGAAAAUACUAUGUUAGCUGUUAAUCAUUUCAUAUUUGGAGCAAAACGUGAUGAAGCAUUUGGUUUACUUGGUUAUAAUGGUGCUGGUAAAACAACAACAUUUCGAAUAAUUGUUGGUGAUGAAAUAGCAACACACGGGACUGGUUAUAUUGAUGGAUAA
Rotaria sordida is the source of this 291-nucleotide messenger RNA. Lineage: Eukaryota; Metazoa; Rotifera; Eurotatoria; Philodinida; Philodinidae. The record is from the annotation of a GenBank genome assembly.